Messenger RNA from Balaenoptera ricei (Rice's whale), 2908 nucleotides. RefSeq names its product dystrophin related protein 2 (gene DRP2). The record is from RefSeq and is a predicted model, not a curated record. Bases 1 to 2874 code for a protein of 957 amino acids. Lineage: Eukaryota; Metazoa; Chordata; Mammalia; Artiodactyla; Balaenopteridae. Gene Ontology annotation, molecular function: protein binding; zinc ion binding. Gene Ontology annotation, cellular component: plasma membrane. The transcript has 22 exons. Gene Ontology annotation, biological process: synaptic signaling.
AUGCAACCUAUGGUCAUGCAGGGAUGCCCUUACACCCUCCCACGAUGUCAUGAGUGGCGGGCAGCUGACCACUUCCAUCACAGCAGCAGCCUCCGAAGCACCUGCGCCCAGCCUCAGGUUAGAGCUGCUGCCACCACCCCUGCGCCUCCUCACGAUGGUGCUGGGGUGCCCUACCUAAGCCCAAAGCUAUUCAACGGGUCUGUUGGUGCCGCUGGACCCCUGGAACCACCAGCCAUGAACCUGUGUUGGAAUGAAAUCAAAAAGAAGUCGCACAGCCUCCGCGCCCGCCUAGAGGCCUUCUCAGAUCACAGUGGAAAGCUUCAGCUCCCUCUCCAAGAGAUUAUUGACUGGCUCAGCCAAAAGGAUGAGGAAUUGUCAGCUCAGCUGCCCCUACAAGGGGAUGUGGCCCUGGUGCAACAGGAGAAGGAGACGCACGCGGCCUUUAUGGAAGAUGUCAAGUCUCGGGGCCCCUAUAUCUACUCUGUGUUGGAGUCAGCUCAGGCCUUCCUCUCCCAGCACCCAUUUGAUGAAUUAGAGGAGCCUCGCUCUGAGAGCAAAGAUACCUCUCCCAGACAGCGGAUCCAGAAUCUUAGCCGCUUUGUGUGGAAGCAGGCAACGGUGGCCAGUGAACUAUGGGAGAAGCUGACAGCCCGCUGCGUGGACCAGCACCGCCACAUUGAGCGCACUCUGGAGCAGCUGUUGGAGAUCCAAGGGGCAAUGGAGGAAUUAAGCGCGACUCUGACUCAGGCCGAGGGAGUCCGAGCCACUUGGGAGCCCAUUGGGGAUCUCUUCAUUGAUUCACUUCCUGAGCACAUCCAGGCUCUUAAGCUAUUCAAAGAAGAAUUCUUCCCCAUGAAAGAUGGAGUGAAGUUGGUGAAUGAUCUGGCCCAUCAACUUGCCAUUUCUGAUGUGCACUUGUCAAUGGAGAACUCCCGGGCCCUGGAGCACAUCAACAGCCGGUGGAAACAGCUACAGGUGUCAGUUGGUGAGAGACUUAAGCAGCUCCAGGAUGCCCACCGGGACUUUGGGCCUGGGUCACAGCACUUCCUCUCCUCCUCUGUUCAGGUUCCUUGGGAAAGAGCAAUUUCACCCAAUAAAGUUCCCUACUAUAUCAACCACCAGGCUCAGACCACAUGCUGGGACCAUCCCAAGAUGACUGAGUUAUACCAAACCCUAGCUGAUCUGAACAACAUUAAGUUCUCAGCUUACCGCACUGCCAUGAAGCUACGCAGAGUCCAGAAGGCACUGCGUCUGGACCUGGUAACUUUAACCACAGCCCUGGAGAUCUUCAAUGAGCAUGAUCUGCAGGCCAGUGAGCAUGUAAUGGAUGUGGUGGAGGUCAUUCACUGCCUGACUGCCUUAUAUGAACGGCUGGAGGAGGAAAGAGGCAUCCUGGUCAACGUGCCACUCUGUGUGGACAUGAGCCUCAACUGGCUCCUCAAUGUUUUUGAUAGUGGUCGCAGUGGAAAGAUGCGGGCAUUGUCCUUUAAGACUGGCAUUGCAUGCCUGUGUGGCACAGAAGUGAAGGAAAAACUGCAGUACCUCUUCAGCCAAGUGGCCAACUCAGGCAGCCAGUGUGACCAACGCCACCUUGGUGUCCUGCUUCAUGAGGCCAUUCAGGUGCCCCGUCAGCUGGGGGAAGUGGCGGCCUUUGGGGGCAGCAACGUGGAGCCCAGCGUCCGUAGUUGCUUCCGUUUUAGCACUGGGAAGCCAGUCAUUGAAGCUUCACAGUUCCUGGAAUGGGUCAACUUGGAGCCCCAGUCCAUGGUGUGGCUGGCUGUUCUGCAUCGGGUCACCAUUGCUGAACAAGUGAAGCAUCAGACCAAGUGCUCUAUCUGUAGGCAGUGCCCCAUCAAAGGCUUCAGGUACCGGAGUCUGAAACAAUUUAACGUGGACAUCUGCCAGACCUGCUUCCUGACAGGCAGGGCCAGCAAGGGCAACAAGCUUCAUUAUCCCAUCAUGGAGUAUUACACCCCGACCACAUCCAGUGAGAACAUGAGGGACUUUGCCACUACCUUAAAGAACAAAUUCCGCUCAAAGCAUUAUUUCAGCAAACACCCUCAGCGAGGUUAUCUGCCUGUGCAGUCAGUGCUGGAGGCCGACUACAGUGAGACGCCUGCUUCUUCCCCGAUGUUGCCACACGCUGACACACACUCCCGCAUUGAGCAUUUUGCCAGCAGGCUUGCUGAGAUGGAAAGUCAAAAUUGCUCCUUCUUUAAUGACAGCCUGUCCCCAGACGACAGCAUAGAUGAGGACCAGUACUUGCUGCGGCACUCCAGCCCCAUUACAGACCGGGAGCCAGCCUUUGGACAGCAGGCUACGUGCAGCAUGGCCACUGAAAGCAAAGGGGAGCUCGAAAAGAUCCUGGCCCACUUAGAGGGUGAGAACCGGAUUCUCCAGGGGGAGCUGAGGCGCCUGAAGUGGCAGCAUGAGGAGGCUGCUGAGGCACCCACCCUGGCUGAGGGCUCUGCCGAGGUGGCACAGGACCACCGCAAUGAGGAGCUGCUGGCUGAGGCCCGGAUCCUUCGACAGCACAAGAGCCGCCUGGAGACACGCAUGCAGAUUCUUGAAGACCACAACAAGCAACUCGAGUCCCAGCUGCAGCGCUUAAGGGAGCUGCUCCUGCAACCACAUACUGAAUCGGAUGGCAAUGGCUCUGCAGGCUCGUCCCUGGCUUCCUCUCCGCAGCAGUCAGAAGGCAGUCACCCCCAGGAGAAGGGACAGACUACUCCAGACACUCAAGCUGCAGAUGAUGUGGGGUCAAAGAGCCAAGAUGUCAGCCUGUGCUUGGAAGACAUUAUGGAGAAGCUCCGCCAUGCCUUCCCCAGUGUGCGAAGUUCUGAUGUGACUACCAACACUCUGCUGGCCUCCUGAUGGAACCAGAUCCCCAUCCUAUAGUCCACGGUCC